CUGUGGCAUUAAGCACCCCUCAUACACCGGCGCUGCACAACAUAUAUUGCGCAACAGUGUGACCUCCGCCUCCUCGCACGCUUCUCCAACCAGACCAAACCAGCCAUUCAUCCAGCGUUUGCUGCUCCAACUGCACUGCAGCAGCAUUCCCAGCGUAGCCGUCGGAGAGCAGCGAUGUUUUCUUGCAGAGCAGCCUGGCAAAGGUGUGGGCCUCUGGCUCGCAGAGCAGCCUACACUAGGUUGCCCCGGGAUGUUGUGCAGCGGCGACCAAUGUCAUCUGUUCCUGGUGGGUCUGGGGAGAACAUAGUCUACACUCUGCUGUGUGGUGGAGCCUUUGUUGGUGCUCUUUCAUACGCAUACAGCACCGUGUCCACAGACAGCGCCAGGUUCAAUGAUCGCAUUGCCGAAAUCAACGCCAGACCCAAGACAGAGUGGGCACCUAAACCAUGGCCACCUAAGAGCAAGGACGAAGAAGAGGCUGGAGAGGAGGAGGAGGAGGAGGUGGCAGCCGAGGAGGUGGCAGCCGAGGAGGCCACUGGAGAGGCUGAGGUUGCCGAAGAGGAGGUUGCUGUCGCUGCUGCCGAUGGCGAGGCCGAGUCCGUCGUCGAGGCGGUCGCCGAGGAGGCAGAGGCUGUCGUAGAGGCCGUCGCCGAAGCGGUCAUCGAGGCUGCCGAGGCCGUCACCGAGGCUGCCGAGGCCGUCGCCGAGGUUGCGCACGAAGUGGAGACGGUCGCAGAAGAAGUGGCUCACGUGGCCGAAGCGGUCGAGGAGACGGCCAAGGCUAUCGCAGAACCGGCCGCCGUCGCUGCCGAGGAGCCCGAAAGCAACGGUACGACUUCUUCAGCUGAGGAGGAGGCAGCUGCCUCUGAGGCUUGAGGUUCCACAUACUCACUGCAGGGAGACGCGCACACUACCAGACACACACUUGACUCUCACCAGACACACAAUCGCUAAACCUCUGUAAUUAAAGAGCCGCUGACAGCAGGUCUUUUUCUGCCCUCCCAGCACUAGGAACAAUAAACCAGUACCUUACGGUCACUGUCUAGAACCACUACAGGUUAGCUGCUUCUCCUCAGGUGCCUCAGGUGGUAAAAAAAUGUAUAUUUUGCUCUUGUAUUUAUUGGUGUGGGUAGGGCAACGUAAGGAUGACUUUUGGUUUUUUUUUUUUCUGGUGUGCAGCGUACAUCACUGUGUGAUGUAUAUAUUUGUUCCGAUUAUUAUUAUUAUGGGGCCUAGAGAUGUUAAAACCAGCAAGGCCAUCUUCUCAGCAGGUUAUUCUUGAUUUACAGCUGCACACCACAGGUGAGACAUUUCCAAAGUGGCAGUGAGGUAUUUUAUUGUGACUCAUUUGCAGUUAUGGGUGAAAUAAAUGUGAUCACUGUGAAUACAAACAUCCAUACAGAUUGGCACUUAUUUCGCACAGUUAAUAUAACUCAACAACCAGCUAAUUCGCCUGUGAGAAUACCACUUGCCUUUUUCUAGCGCUAAAUCGCAACUCUCAUGACCCUUUUCAGAGAGAGCAGGUCUAGACCGUACUUUCAGGUUCACACACAAGUAAAUGAACGUAGAGAACAAGCAGGAACAACCUUCAAAUGUUGUGAUAUCGUUGGUGUCUUUUUGUUAUGAAGCCCCGAAUGCUGUUUUUCCAAGAUUUGACCAACACUGUAUUUCUUUGAAACCUCUGUAAUGUUGUACUUCUUCGUCGGGUAUCACAGAGCAGGCAGUUGAAAGGGCGUUUUCACACAUGUAGCUCGUUUGCUUUGUUCCGAUUCAGGGGCUAAAAAUUAUACAAUAUUUGCAUUUGUCUCUUGGUUCGUUUGUGCUCACACAGCAAUGUUGAACAGCGACGAAACAAGACAGAUUUUUGGGGAGGCAAACGCUCCCUCUCCAAACAAGCAACACCCUUAAACUGUCAUACAGCUGUGUAUAUCCUACAGCAAGAUGAGAUGGCUCUGUACAAACUCUGUAACUGCUGCAGUGGGUUCUUUUCCUUAACUGUAAUGUGAAACUCAUAAGAACUCCAUUAGGUUUCCAAGUUAUUCAACCCAUAUGUGAUCAUAUUUUUAUUUUGCUUCUAACUACAUAAGGAAACAAUAAAACUUUUAUCAAACCGGAAA
Molecule: messenger RNA, 2117 nt
Organism: Perca fluviatilis (European perch)
Lineage: Eukaryota; Metazoa; Chordata; Actinopteri; Perciformes; Percidae
Gene: mgarpa
Product: mitochondria localized glutamic acid rich protein a
Exons: 5
Coding region: 175-876 (233 amino acids)
Biological process (GO): anterograde axonal transport
Cellular component (GO): mitochondrion
Source: RefSeq, a predicted model, not a curated record